Ceutorhynchus assimilis (cabbage seed weevil) is the source of this 1077-nucleotide messenger RNA. The record is from the annotation of a GenBank genome assembly. NCBI's taxonomy places the organism in Eukaryota, Metazoa, Arthropoda, Insecta, Coleoptera, Curculionidae.
AUGCACUUUGGAUGGGCAUCUCCAGCCCUUCCAGUGCUCACCAACGGAACUUACUACUUCAAUGUUUCCAGCGAAGGAGCUUCUUGGAUGGCCCUAGCCUUAUUUCCUGGCAUGGUGGCCGGAGCCGUGACGUCCAACUGUUUGGCACACUUUGGUAGAAAAAAACUAAUUUUAGCCACUUCAGUGCCUUUGUUCAUUAGUUGGUUAUGCAUGGCGUUGGCUAGAACGAAUUGGCUUAUGUUUUGGGCAAGAGCUUUAGGUGGACUUGGAAGUGGUUUGAGCUUUGCUACAGUACCAAUGUAUUUGGGGGAAAUUUCUGAACCUGCUAUAAGAGGGUUGCUUUCAUCAAUUUGUCCAUUGUUUGUAGUGUUUGGAAUACUUUUGAUUAACAUUUUAGGAAUUUACUUGUCUAUUGAUACAACAGCAUUAAUAUCUUGUUCGAUUCCUCUUAUAGGGUUUCUAAGUUUUAUUUUAAUGCCAAACAGCCCUGUACAGUUACUAUUUCAAGGCAGAUCUGAAGAAGCUAAACAAAGCUUGAGAAUCUUAAGAGGAGAGGAAGAAGGUGAUAAGGAAUUUGUCAGAUUAUCAAACGAUAUGGAAGAAUCCAUGAAAGAUCAAAAUGAAGGCAAUCCUACAUUUAUGGACCUAUUCAACAAUCCUGUUAAUCGAAAAGCCAUGUUGAUAUCUAUAGGUCUGCGUAGUGUACAACAACUUUGCGGUUCCACAGCACUUACGUUUUAUUGCAAAACCAUAUUUCAACAAAACGAAGGUUUCUUAACAAGCGAUAUUGCUACUAUAAUAUAUUUCAGCUUACAAGCAGUUUUAUCUAUAUUAGCUUCAUUUGCUGUCGAUUAUUUUGGUAGAAGACCAAUGUUUAUAUUCUCUUUGGCUGGCACCACUCUAACAUUAUUUUGGGCAUCUACUUAUUUGGCUGUACAGACUUAUACUAGCAUCGAUUUGAAUUCUUACAGCUCUAUUCUAUCGAUAGCCCUGUUUGUUAAUGUGGCAUUCAUUAGCGUGGGUAUGACUGAAAAGAAACUAAACAUUCAUACACAUAUUUACAUUCAUCAAUCAUAA